Molecule: messenger RNA, 1041 nt
Organism: Ramularia collo-cygni
Lineage: Eukaryota; Fungi; Ascomycota; Dothideomycetes; Mycosphaerellales; Mycosphaerellaceae
Product: probable alcohol dehydrogenase homolog Bli-4
Exons: 3
Coding region: 1-1041 (346 amino acids)
Source: RefSeq, a predicted model, not a curated record
AUGUCUUCUAUUGUUGACGCAGCUCGCUCGACAAUCUCGCAGAAUCUGGGUGGAGCAAUCGCCCAAGCUGCCGCGCCGCCGGGGACGAAAUUCACCUUGGACGAUGUGCCUGACCAGACCGGCAAGGUAGCGGUGGUCACAGGUGGAAGUGCUGGCAUUGGCUAUGGAGCUACCCAUACCCUCCUCACCAAAAAUAUAUCGAAGAUCUUCAUUCUGUCAAACUCGCAAGAGGUUGUUGAUAAAGCAAAGGCGGCCGUGCAAGAGGAACUCGGGGAGGAAAAGGCUUCGAGAACAUCGUGGAUCAUGUGUGAUUUGGGAGACUGGAACAAGAUCGCGGCCGCUGCAAAGGAGAUCACCAACGCUACAGACCGCCUGGAUAUUCUGAUCAACAAUGCCGGACGCGGCAUCAUGACAUACGAGUUGAAUGAUUACGGGGUGGAAAGACACAUGGCAGUCAACACGUUCGGCCAUGCGAUAUUGACAUCACACCUCCUCGACUUGCUCAAGUCAACGGCAAACAGUGGCAACGUUGUGAGAAUCACAAAUCAAUCUUCCAACCUUCACGAACAAUCGCCUAGCGAUACAAAAUUCGCGAGCUUGGACGAACUCAACACAGAUCUUGGCGCAGCACUGGGUCCUGCACUCCAUUAUGGCCGCUCUAAAUUGGCGGUCAUCCUCUAUAGCAGAUGGCUUGCACGACACCUAAGCAAGGACUACCCAAGGAUAUUGGCGAAUGCAACACACCCUGGUGUUGUGGACACAGACAUGAGUCAAAAUGACAUUCACGAGCCAUAUCCACUCGCUGGCUACGGCAUGAGCGUCUUGGCGAAGCCUUUUAAGAAGAACCAAUUUGACGGCGCGCUCUCGACAUUGUAUGCUGCCACUGUUACGCACAAGUCUGGCGAGUACAUCUGCCCUCCAGCAGCCCCAKAGCCAGGCAGCGAGCUCUCACGAAACGACGAGCUGGGAGAGCAAUUGAUGAGGUUGACCAGUGAGGUUGUAGCCGCGAAGACGAACAGUCAACCUUUGAGUUAUUACUAG